Cylicocyclus nassatus is the source of this 1276-nucleotide messenger RNA. The record is from the annotation of a GenBank genome assembly. NCBI's taxonomy places the organism in Eukaryota, Metazoa, Nematoda, Chromadorea, Rhabditida, Strongylidae.
GCUAGAUAUGUUUGCAUCCGCUGUUCCUCGGGACAGAUACUCGAGAGAAAAACGAAGUGUGUCGCAACCGCGGAACAAUGCGAGAGUGGUUGGAUCUGGCUCGAAGCCAGGAACUGUUUCUCCAGCAACGAUGCCAGUAAAAAAGAGGCUGUUACUUACAAUCGAUGAUUAUCGCAAGGAAGCUACAGCAAAUUUGAAGAAAAUGGAAAUGGAAUAUUACAACCGCGGUGCAGAUGAGGAACUGACACUGACGCGAAAUGUAAAGGCUUUUCAAAGUCUUUUGAUCGUUCCAAGAUGCUUGAGAGAUGUUAGCGAUGUGAAUACUGCUGUGGAAUGGUUCGGAAUAGAAGUGCCAUUUCCCAUCGGCAUUGCACCAACUGCAUUCCAUCGCAUGGCUGAGAAGGAUGGUGAGAUAAGUACCGUUCAAGGUGCUGCAAAAUCGAAGUCUCUAAUGGUUGUUAGCUCCUGGGCUACAACCGCAAUCGAGCUUAUCGGUCACGAAGCAAUGAAAUUAGACGUACCACUUUGGUUCCAGCUGUAUGUUUACAAGGACAAAUCCAUCACAUCAUCGUUGCUCUUCCGAGCACAUGCGGCUGGCUGCAAGGCAAUUGUUGUCACCGUGGAUACACCAGUCCUCGGCAGACGCUUAGCAGAUGAAAGGAACGCAUUCAAUCUUCCAGCAGGACUAACACUUGCAAAUUUCACAACGAUACAAUCGUCACAAAUGCCAUCGGCACACGAAGGACAGUCAGCUUUCGAAAAAUAUGUUGGCAAUCAGAUCGAUCCUAGUUUGGAUUGGAAUAUGGUAGACUGGGUGAUUAGCAACACAAAAAUACCGGUAAUCUUAAAAGGAAUAAUGCGAGCCGAUGAUGCUGAAGAAGCCAUAAAUCGAGGCGCACAAGGAAUCAUUGUAUCAAAUCAUGGUGGACGCCAACUGGACAGUGCUCCGGCUACAAUAGAAGUACUCCCAAGUAUAGUAGAGGCUGUGAAUGGAAGGGUGCCGGUGUUCUUCGAUGGUGGCAUUCGUAAUGGUCGUGAUAUCUUCAAAGCUAUAGCUCUUGGUGCAGAUGGCGUAUUCGUUGGUCGUCCUGUUAUUUGGGGUCUGUCUGUAAAUGGAGCUGAAGGUGUUGCGAAUGUGAUGCAGAUAUUCCAAAAAGAAUUCCUGCACACUAUGCGACUUGCUGGUUGUCGUUCAAUACAAGAAGUACGGGAAUUUCACGAUGGAGUUGUAAAAGAUUCGCAUUUUGCCAAACUCUGACAGAAGACAAUAAACUGC